Molecule: messenger RNA, 444 nt
Organism: Fusarium oxysporum Fo47
Lineage: Eukaryota; Fungi; Ascomycota; Sordariomycetes; Hypocreales; Nectriaceae
Product: putative anaphase promoting complex subunit Apc11
Exons: 4
Coding region: 97-384 (95 amino acids)
Biological process (GO): positive regulation of mitotic metaphase/anaphase transition; protein ubiquitination; anaphase-promoting complex-dependent catabolic process
Cellular component (GO): nucleus; anaphase-promoting complex
Molecular function (GO): zinc ion binding; cullin family protein binding; ubiquitin protein ligase activity
Source: RefSeq, a predicted model, not a curated record
UCAAAGGUUGCACGGCCACUUUGAGUCUCGAUCCUAGCUCCAGAAAUCCUCAUCUCUACCAGAUCGAUCCCGUGACUUCUCUUCCUCCAAAACAUCAUGAAGGUCACCAUCAAGAAGUGGAAUACGGUCGCUACUUGGCGCUGGGAUAUACCUGAAGACGAUGUUUGUGGUAUCUGUCAGGUCCACUUUGACGGGACGUGUCCGACAUGUAAAUACCCAGGCGACGAUUGCAGCCUGUUAUCGGGGAAGUGCGGUCAUAACUUUCACAUGCACUGCAUAUUGGAAUGGAUCAAGCAAGAUUCAUCAAGAGGGCAAUGCCCCAUGUGUCGUCAACGCUUUGAGUGGAAUGAACAACUGAAAGAACCAGUCACGCAGGCCGAGUAACGGUGCUCGUACAUGAUGUUAUGCAAGGCGUCGGGCGUUUUUCAGGGCAUACAUAGAAAU